This is a messenger RNA of Aplosporella prunicola CBS 121167, 2256 nucleotides long. Its product is annotated as glycosyltransferase family 22 protein. NCBI's taxonomy places the organism in Eukaryota, Fungi, Ascomycota, Dothideomycetes, Botryosphaeriales, Aplosporellaceae. Gene Ontology annotation, cellular component: endoplasmic reticulum membrane. Gene Ontology annotation, biological process: protein N-linked glycosylation. The coding region runs from base 16 to 1905 and encodes 629 amino acids. Gene Ontology annotation, molecular function: alpha-1,6-mannosyltransferase activity. The record is from RefSeq and is a predicted model, not a curated record. The transcript is spliced from 3 exons.
UGCCAAUUCCCCAAGAUGCGUCGCCUCAAUGAUUUCUGCUUCUCCCUCAUCCUCCCCACGACCAUCCUGCUCCACCUCUUCUGGGCCCCCUACACCAAGGUCGAGGAAUCCUUCAACAUCCAAGCCGUCCACGACAUCCUCGCCCACGGCAUUCCCACGGCCAACGUCCAAGAAAGCCUCGCCGCCAACUAUGACCACGUCUCGUUCCCGGGCUCGGUGCCGCGCACCUUUGUCGGCGCCCUCGUGCUGUCCGGCCUGUCGCGCCCAUUCGUGCGCUUCCUGACCUCGCCCGCGCAGGUGCAAUUGCUCGUCCGCGCAAUCCUCGGCCUCUACAACGCCGCCGCCCUGCUCGCCUUCCGCGCCGCCAUCGCGCGCGUCUUCGGGCCCCUCGCCGGCAACUGCUUCGUCGUGCUGCAGGCCACGCAGUUCCACGUCAUGUACUACGCGUCGCGGACGCUGCCGAACACGUUCGCGCUAGGGAUGAGCACGCUGGCGCUGCGGGCGUACCUGCUCGCCUCGUCGGCUGCAACCCCGGCUCCGUCCCGCCGCCGCAGCCUCCGCCUCGCGCUCUACCUCCUCACCGCCGCCGGCGUCGUCUUUCGCUCUGAGCUCGCCCUCCUCGUCGCCGCGCUCGUGGCCUGGGACCUCGCCAAGCGCGUCGCCGCCGCCGGCUUCCCCGGCGCGACGAGCUACCUGCGCCUCGCGAUACCCGCGGGGCUAGCCGGCGCGGUCGUCGGGCUCGCCCUCUCCGUGCCCGUGGACACGUUUUUCUGGCGGACGUGGCCGACGCCGCUGUGGCCCGAGUGGGCCGCCUUCGCGUACAACACGCUGCAAGGGCGGUCGGCGGACUGGGGCGUCUCGCCGUGGCACCACUACUUUGCGAGCGCGCUGCCGCGGCUGCUGUUGAACCCGCUGACGUACGGCGUGCUGUUGCCGCUCGCGCUCGCGAACCCCGCCUCCCGCGCCCCGGCCCGCGACCUCGUGGUGCCGAGCCUGGGGUUCGUGGCCGCCUUCUCCGCCCUGCCGCACAAGGAGUGGCGCUUCAUCGAGUACGUGGUGCCAGCAUUGACGGGGGCCGCCGCACCCAGCGCGGCGUGGCUGUGGGCGCGGCGGGCCAAGACGCCCGCGUACAGGCUCGCGGCGCUGGCGCUCGUGGCCUCUGUGCUCGCCUCCGCCGCGGCGAGCGCCGCCCUCCUCGCCGUCUCUGCCUCGAAUUACCCCGGCGGCGCGGCCCUCGCCCGCUUGCACGCCCUCGCGGCGCAAGAUGACGCGCUCGCUCACGCGGCCGCCGCCGGCAACGUCAGCGUGCACCUCGACAACCUGGCGUGCCAGACGGGCGUGACGCGCUUCCUGCAAGACGCGGCGCCACGGCUCGGAGCACCAAGUGGGCAAGAAUGGCGACUACGGCCCGACGGCGGCAUCGACCACUUCCCUUCUCAGCAAACGCAACAAGGCCCCAACGCGCACUGGCACUACGACAAGACCACCUCCCCCAGCACGACGCUCUCCCCCGCCUUCUGGACGCGCUUCAGCUACGUCAUCAGCGAGAACCCGGCGCUCGCGAUCGGGGCCUGGGAUGUGCAGGCUUCGGUGCGCGGGUUCGGCGGCAUAGCGAUUUUGAAGCCGGGCGAGGCGUUUGGUGAGGCGCAUGUUGGGGAUGUGAAGGCGGAUAGCGCGCCUGGGGGGAGGGUGGUCAGUUUUGUGGAACUGUUGUUUGGUGGGGGUCGGGGCGGGUGGGAUGGAAGGGGGGAUGGUGUUGGGGAGGGGGGCGUGUUGAGGAUGGUCGGGGACGUAAUUGUGGCAGGGGAGGAAUGGGUGCGGCAGCGGGUGACGCGGGGGUGGUGGGUAGGCGUUAAGAUGGUGCCGCGGCUUUUUGUGCUAGGGAGGGCGAGGAGUGGGGUCUGAUUUGGUGUGUACCCAUCUACCUACCACUUUCGCGAGUGGUUGAGAUGGUUGAGAUGGUAUGGGAUGUAUGGUUGCGCUGGGUGGUGGCUAGAGAGAGAGUGUGUGUGUGUGUGAGAGAGAGGCAGUAAAGCCAAGCCCACGCCGCCAAAAGCCCCAGCAAGUAGUUAAGUACGUACUCAGGAGAAUCAAACAGCAGAUACAGGUACAGCACCUACCUACACACCCAACCACUCAAGCGCCUCCACGUACACGCAUGUCAAGAUGCAAGCAUCAUCUCAUUUUACCUAUACCUGUAUCCUAGGUCCUCCCUACACACCCAACAAACACCCUCUCAUCUCCAUCCACUUCGCC